AUGGCUUUAUCGUUCUCUUUUCCUUGCCCGAUAACCACAUCUGAUAAACUCGAAGAGCUUUAUAUUAAGUACGGAGUUGAUCGUGCUGUUGUUACCGAUUUGGCGUCUUCGUCUAAAACUCCGGAGACACAUCUCAUAGCUUUCUCCGUUCGAGCUAGGGAAGAAGGCCUUUCUUUUGGUCUCGAUGAAUUUCGUCAAUUUAUGUUAGUGAAGAGGAACGAGCAGAGUCCCGGGACCUUUCUCGUAUCUACACGCCCAGGUCGCCAUGUUAUCGAGAACAUUUCGUAUCGUGACGACUUCUGGCGAGAAGAGUUCUUUGUUUUCAAGGUCGAUCGAGCAUCGGUGGGAGACUUCGACUUCUCUCGUCUUCAAAGGAAUUGGAUUACAGGCAUAGCUCGCUUGGGUCAAUCGAGUUUCUCGGAUCAAGUUCGAGGUCUUUUACACGCUUUCCGAUGCGGUCAGGUUCAAUGGGAGAGUUUUAGCAUGGACAGGAUUCGGUCGGCGUUUCUUCUUCCUCGUGGUGAGGGCAUUGCUCCGACUAUCGGGGAAGUUACUCCGACGUCGGGUUGGCUCGAGGCUUCUUCUUCGGAGCCACCUCAGGAUUUAGCUUUGACUCGGUCUUCUAGACGUCGACCUAGAAGAUCGUCCUUUCAUGCGUCUAGGUCGAUUCUGCGAAUAGGUACCGGUACUGGCGACUCCCAGAGAUCACCGAUCUCGCUGAGCUCGGGCUCGCAGGGGAAUUCGGCUUCGCCUAGUCGUGGCCGUGCUGGUCCACCUCAGUCCGAUAUUCCUGAUUCAUCGCGUUCCCGUUUGAGGAGCAGAUCAAAAAGGCAGAGGGUCGAGGAUGUCGGUCCGGCCGAAGUCGAUCUUGGAGGAAGCGACGCUCCUCAGGCUGCAAGUUCCUCAUUCUUUGCUUCCAAAGAGAGGGAAGCUUAUGCUAAGAUUGCUGCCGCCAAUGUUUUGGCUAUGGAUGCUUGUAAGGAGCUUGUUUCGGCGAUGAGGAAUCAUGCCGAAUCUUCCCAGAGAGAUGCAGACAUCGAGAGUGUGGCUCUCGAUAUUAGGAGAAUUUUGAGGGAGCUGGACAUCGCGAAGCUCGAGGGAAAGAGAGAUGCUGAGAAGAUCAAGGCGAUGAUUGAAGAUUGGGAGAGACUUUCCUUCGAGAGGGCGAUGUUCGAAUCGGAGGUUACUGCCCAGAAGGUUAGGAUCGAUGAGCUCAAAUCCGAGAGGGAUCGAGAUGUCAGGCGAGCCGUCCGGACCGCACGUCUUAAGGCUUUAACCAUGACCCUAGAGUGUAUUCGAUUUUUUUAA
This is a messenger RNA of Brassica oleracea var. oleracea, 1308 nucleotides long. RefSeq lists its product as uncharacterized. The record is from RefSeq and is a predicted model, not a curated record. The coding region runs from base 1 to 1308 and encodes 435 amino acids. The transcript is spliced from 4 exons. Lineage: Eukaryota; Viridiplantae; Streptophyta; Magnoliopsida; Brassicales; Brassicaceae.